Candoia aspera is the source of this 3625-nucleotide messenger RNA. RefSeq names its product solute carrier family 22 member 16 (gene SLC22A16). Lineage: Eukaryota; Metazoa; Chordata; Lepidosauria; Squamata; Candoiidae. Gene Ontology annotation, biological process: transmembrane transport. Bases 76 to 1824 code for a protein of 582 amino acids. The transcript has 8 exons. The record is from RefSeq and is a predicted model, not a curated record. Gene Ontology annotation, cellular component: membrane.
GGGCUCUAUGGGGCUGGAGGAGGGAACUUGCCAUGGGACUCUGUCCGCCCCGCGCACCGCCGCACGUCCCUCGCCAUGGCUCGCAACUUCGAGCUCCUCUUCGAGUCCCUUGGGCACUUCGGCAGAUACCAGGCGGUGGUUUACUUUGCCUCUGUGUUCCAGUCUAUUUCUUGUGGCAUCCAUUAUUUGGCCUCUGUCUUCUUAGCUGUUACACCAAAGUUUGUAUGUAGCAUUGCCGGAAAUGUGAGUCAUGUCCUCAUUUACAAUUCAUCUCGUUCAAAAGUAGAGGAUGCCUGGAGUCUCUGGACAUCAACACAAAGCUACAUCUUGGUCCAGCUGGAAAAUGGAGAUAUUUGGGAGCUUAAUCAAUGCAGCAGAUCUAAACGAGAAAAUGCUUCAAGAUUUAUUUAUGAAUAUAGUGGCGACAAGACUGAUUUUCUGUGUACUGAUGGAUAUAUCUAUGACCGCACCAACUGGCAGAGCACCAUUGUAACCGAGUGGGAUUUGGUCUGUCAGCAGGAAUGGCUUGCAAAAUUAACCCAGCCAACAUUUAUGCUGGGAGUCCUUUUUGGAGCUGUGAUCUUUGGAGAUCUUGCAGACAGGCUGGGGAGGCGGUAUAUCCUGUGGCUCACAAGCACUGGACAGUUUAUAUUUGGCAUUGCUGUGGCAUUCACAUUUAACUACAACAGUUUUGUGAUUGUCCGUUUCCUUCUUGCAAUGGUUUCAAGUGGCUACUUGGUGGUAGUGUUUGUUUAUGUGACUGAAUACACGGGCAUAAAAGCUCGCACCUGGGCAUCCAUGCACAUCCAUGCAUUUUUUGCCGUGGGAAUCAUGGUUGUGGCCCUUGUGGGCUACUUGGCACGGACCUGGUGGGUCUAUCAGAUCUGCCUUUCUGUAGCAACUCUCCCCUUUGUCUUGUGCUGCUGGAUGCUCCCAGAGACACUUUUCUGGCUGCUCACAGAGGGAAGAUAUGAAGAAGCACAAAAAAUAAUUAAUGUAAUGGCAAGAUGGAAUAAAGUAAGCACUCCUUGUAAAAUUGCUGAACUGUGCCCGAUGCAAGAUGAUCUUGUCAACAGCAGAAUGGGGGAUCGUGACAGUUCUCCCAUGAAGAAGCACAGCGUCUUAGAUCUGUUCCAUAACUGGCACAUUGCAAGAAGGACCAUUACAGUUUGGCUGAUUUGGUUCACUGGGAGUUUAGGAUAUUAUGUAUUCUCCCUCAGUUCUGUGAACUUUGGAGGCAAUGAAUUUUUAAAUCUGUUUCUCAUAGGUGCUGUGGAACUUCCAGCCUAUGUCAUUGCUUGCCUAGGAAUGGACAGAAUAGGGCGGAGGAACACCCUGAUCCCAUUCCUCAUCAUGAGUGCAGUGAUCUGUGGGGUGGUGAUGCUUAUACCUCAGGAUUUCAAUACUCUCAGUAUAUUAGCAAAUAUGGCUGGAAAGUUUGCAAUAGGAAUUGCAUUUGGCCUUAUCUAUCUGUACACGGCAGAGCUCUAUCCAACAGUUAUACGAUCCCUUGCUGUUGGAAGUGGGAGCAUGAUGUGCCGAGCUGGGAGUGUGGUUGCACCUUUCUGUGUCUAUCUGUCAAGUGUUUGGAUCUUCUUUCCACAGUUGAUUGUUGGAAUCAUGGCCUUCCUGAGUGGCGUGUUAACACUGUUGCUGCCAGAAACACUUGGAAAACCGUUGACAAAUACGUGGGCAGAAGCUGCAGAGCUCGAUGACCAGGUCACCAAAAAGGGCCGUUCAGAAAAAUCCCUUCCAGCACAGAGGGAUGCAGCACUGGAGAAAAUGGAAAUGCUAAGCCGAGGAGCGCAUGGCACCCAUGCAUAAAAUCAUCCCUUUGGUUUUAGCCACUCUGUGUGAUUUUAUUUGCAGCAUCUUAACCGACAGUCCAUGUGCCUUGGAAUUCUCAGGAAGGGAGACGUAUGAACUAGAUCCUUGUUCAGGAUGCUUUUCUGAAUCAGCUGGCUAGCAACUGGAGUGGGUAAUCUGAAUUACGCUUUUUCUGAAACACACACACACACACAGAAAGAAAGAAAAGGUUCUCCUUCAGAGUUCCUGUUGUUUUUUAUGCCCACAUAUUUUAAAAUCAUCUCUCCGAAUCCCUUAUACUGGCAACAGCCAGCACCAGAAGACAUAAACUAGAAGCUCAUGAGUUCAGGAAGCAUGGCAAUGCAGAGAAAACUCACUUUCUGUUGCAGUGAUUCCUGUGUACAUGGAAGAUGCAGCUGUAUUUUCUAUGAUUUUGCCUUAUUAUGUAAAAUGUCAUCGCUUAAGGAAAAGAAAUAGGCAUUCUGUAGCUUUUAUGGACCUGUCCUAGAUGUCAGCAUUACGCAGAUGGAAGCAAAAUACUGCUUUUUGAUGCAGUUUUGGUAUGCUUGGAAGAGCACAGCUGAAAUCAGAUUGUCUUGGAGGUAGCACUCAGACAUAUCACUCAAACUCUGUGUAAUUACUUACACAGAGUCUGGAAAAUGUAUUUUAUGACAUUUACCCUUCUCAGCAAAUCUGGGAGAAAGGGGCCUGGGCACUUUUUGAAGAAAAUAUGCAGAGAUUGUCAGGAAAACCAAGAACAAAUGAAAAUAGAAUAUGGUAAAUCAGAGAUGUUGAAAACAGCACAUACAGGAACAAGAAACAGCUUUGUGAGGUUAGGCUCCAGCUACUGAAUCAGGACCCUUGUACUUUGUUCCAUGGCUGAUGUUGCACAGCCAUUGCAUGUGUUCUGCAUAUAGCACAUUAAUUCUGAGCAAAGCCCUUGAUGAUUUUUCAGGGCCUUGCUAAUUCAUUAUCUUAUUCCUUCUGGAACGGAAACAGAGACUAAUGGGUAAUGGGUAAAACCAGCCUUUGAAAGAGCCCUUUCCCUUUUGCUAUCCAUUCUCCAUCAGCUUCUCCAGGAUGGAUCAGUGCUUUCUGUCCCUGCCCCAACUCUCCUGGGUUUUGUGUGAACCUAUAUUUGGUGCUCUUGAAACUGGAAAUAGGCAUGUGAGGGUUUUCAUGCCUCUAAAAGCAAACAUGUACAUUUUGUCCAGAAUCCACACCAGCUUUUAAGAAUGUGUUGUACUCUGACUAUAGUAUACUUACUGUGUAAUUAGAUUGAUUAAAUAGUGUACACAAACAGAAUGUACCGGACAUCUUUUCCAGACAUUUUACAGUGGAUUCUUAAAUGGUUUGAGCUGAAGUUACUAAUGCUUUUAAUUAAAUGUUUUUAAAUUCAAGAAAGAGAAAUGGAAUAGUCAAGUUUACUGACAAUGGAAAUUGCUAGCUAACACUCACAAGAUGACAAGAACAAGAUGCAGGAAACUAAGUCUUUUCUACCAUCUUGUAGUGACCUGGGUACAGCAGCCCCAGUUCGCACAUGCCAAAACACAGUAUUAAAUGCAGAUUUCAUCCCUUUAAUUUCAGACUCUUUCCACCCCUGCUUUCCUUUAGCUACCUGUCCUGAUGAGAAGUUCUGGAGGUCUUAAAACCUUGCAAUCUUUCAGUUGGUCCUAUAAAUACACUGUUCCAUUAUAUAUUUUGUAUUUUUUUCUUAUGCCAUCACAAUUGCCUUUGUCUUUGGCAAUAUAAUAGUAGAAUCUGUGUUACGAUAGUUUCUGACUGGGAAUUGAACACAACUUGAAGGUGACUUUACAAU